AUGAAAGACUGCUCUAUUCGUAGCAAACGCACUCAAGCCAAGUCCCAAGGGAAAAAGCCCUUUGCUAUAGCAGGACGAUUGCCGCCCAUUGAUAAGUUCACAGAAAGUAGCGCCCUAUCAAGCGCCGAUCCAUCCAUUUCGAGGGCUUUAGUUUGCCUUCCCAAGGUAGAUGAUAUCCAUGCCUUUCAGUCGCUAAUAGUACCUUUUCAGGUAAAAGAAGGCGACUGCGGCGCGGCCAACAAAGUGAGCUUAUGGCCCUUUCGUGGGAAGCGCGGCGUUCUUCGAAAAGAUGCUCAAGAUUGCCCUCGAAGUAGCUCCAAAGCCCCUUUAUCUUUGCAACUCGAAGCUUUCAUCCGGAAGGAGCACCGCCAGUACUUGAUAGAUCAUCCCGAUUGUAGCCGUCUCAACACCUUGCACAUUUUUAGAGAAGGUCUCUCAGCCUUUGUGGAGCAUUUUAAAGAGUACAAACCUGUUCUUAGCCUCAUUCGAGAGGAGUAUGACCUCACCAUUAAAGAGGUCACCGAUCAGAUGACGCGAAUGGGGGUGGAAAAUUUAGAAAACAAAAGCGAUCGCAGCGUUCACGCGAUGGAGCUGAUUCAGCUAAAGGAAAGCCUCAACGCGACCAUUCGCAAUCAGGAAGCACAGCUGCGGGCCACGCUGGGGAUGGUGCACAGUUUACGAGAUCAGUUAUCGGCUUCCGAAAAGCACAAUGCGCAGCUCAAGCUAGAAAUGGAGCAGAAAUUAAAAGGGUUUGAGGAGGCCCAGGGCAAGAUUACGAUGUUUUCCAAGUCGUUAAUUGACGAAAACUCCCGCACCGCCGAGGCGAUCAAGGCCUCCACGAAAAAAGAUAGCGAAAUUAAACUCCUAAACUCCCGCAUCAAAGUCCUCGCGGAGGAGGUGAAUGAUCUAAAGGAUUGCCUGGGUAAACAGACCCGGGCGCGGAUGGGAAUCUACGGAUCCCUCACCCGAUCUCACAUCACCUCCCAGGAGGAUAAUGAGGUGUCGUCGAGUCUGGGUAAUUCCCCUAUCAGCACGGAGGCCAACUACACGUCGGAAUACGUCCAUCGCCUGAUCACCCGCAUUGAUGGGCUGGAGGGCGAACUUGCGAUAGUGCGCAAUAACAGCACUAACAGCACUGGCCUGAGCCUCGGUAAACCGGUUGGAAGUGGAGUCGUUCCCGAGACGCCCAACUUUCCCGCGGAUUCGCCGGAAGCGAUAGGGCGAUCCCACUCGUGUCUUGUCGUGAAGGAUGAUUUUCCCAUAAUACGAGAAUGGUUUCGCUUGGAAGGGAUCGGCGAAGCGGAGUUGGAGUCUUCGGAUACUUUGCUUCCUCCAGGGCUCUGUCAGUCUGAAGAACUUGCUUUUCUCAAAGCAUGUGCUCCCGUUAAGAAUAGACGCUUUCGACAGGAUGUUAUUUUGAAACUGAUCGAGGAUUUAUGGGAUUCUCGUGAGCGUCAGUUGAACUACUCAAAGUUCCAAAAUUUCUUUAUUGAGUGGCUCACAGCGAAGAGUGGAUGCUCGUCAGGAAUGAAGGAGCUAGGGGUUAAUUUCUUGCAGGGUUGCCAACGGAAUUCUCACCACCCGGACUGCCGCGUCUUGCUGCAGAUUCUGCGAGGCUUCUUGCCGGAGGAACUUGUUCGCUCUUGUCGUCAGCAGCUUCGCAUGUUAUUUGAAACGUGCAGAGAUUCCACCGAGCUACUGAAUGGAGAGAUACCUAUUAGUGUAGUGAGCGAUAUAAUUCGAAGCAUAUGGCCGGAGAAGUAUCACGCUCAUAUGCUUCAGCUUCGCUUUUAUGCCUAUCGACAUACCAGCCAACCUGACAAGGUUAAUAUUGACGAUUUGUUUUCCUCGAAUUCUUACUUUGUUACCAUGCUGAAAAGUCAGUAUUUUCGUGAAGUGGAGGAAUUCACUUUAUCUGUUGUAGAGAAAGUGCGGAUGAGUUCCAUUGAGGAUAAUGGGAUGAUUUCGGUUGCUAUAGUAAUUGAAAUAAUUAAGAAGUUAGAUGAUGGACUGACAGGUGAGAUUAUUUCUAGACUUUUGUCAAAUGCUUUCAAGAAAACAAUAGUGGAUAUUCUUUCAUCAGAUGUUCCUAUUCGUGUAGAUGAUAUUCUUCACCACUUUAGGAGUAGCAUUCUUCUUCGUCGUGUAACACCACCCGACUGA
Molecule: messenger RNA, 2163 nt
Organism: Phytomonas sp. Hart1
Lineage: Eukaryota; Euglenozoa; Kinetoplastea; Trypanosomatida; Trypanosomatidae
Source: the annotation of a GenBank genome assembly